Haemonchus placei is the source of this 1821-nucleotide messenger RNA. NCBI's taxonomy places the organism in Eukaryota, Metazoa, Nematoda, Chromadorea, Rhabditida, Trichostrongylidae. The record is from the annotation of a GenBank genome assembly.
AUGUAUACAGUGCCGCCUAGGGAUACGGAGCGAUACUGCCUAAGGAUACUCCUACUCAACACAAAAGGGAAAACUUCUUUUGAAGACUUGCGAGCUGUCGAUGGGGUCACUUAUGAUACAUACACCGAAGCAGCAAAGGAUUUUACGACGACAGAUACUACCGACAGAGCCUUCAAGAAGUAGCUCACUACCAGUCUGCAGCCGCGAUGAGAAGCUUUUUCGCCUGUCUGCUCUGCUUCUGCGGGAUAGUACAGGCACAAGAUUUGUGGGACGAAUUCUCUGAUAUGAUGUCGGACGACUACGUGUAUCAGGGGUUUGACGGACAACAUGCUGUCGUUUUGGCGUAUUUCGACGUCUAUGGGCAGAGACUGGAGGAAGGUCAUUCGUCCUCCUACAGCGGAAAGGCCAGUUGUAUUGGCACUUCCAUUCGAUUACGCAAGUUUUGAGUGAAGCGGAUUGCAGCAGUACGAAAUCUGAAUACGAAGCAAAGGGAUGCGGCGGACGUUAUUUUGCCGCUUUGUACAGAGCUGAAAACUGAUGCAUCUUCAUAGACGGCCCUGGCGGUAGCGCCAAGACAUAUCUUUACAGCACUGUAUACGGCAUAGCUGUUGGAAGGAGACACCGAGUGCUGUGUGUAGCCUGGACCGGCAUAGCGGCCAAAUUGCUUCCAGGGGGACGCAGCGUGAACUCUGUUUUCAAAUUAAAUAUAAAUGACGGCAAUCGAACUUCUUCAAUGAGACUUCAACAAAAAGAAGCACAGCAGCUUAGGGAAACUGGCAUGGUCGUCUGGGAUGAAAUUUCCAUGACCUCAGAAAGCGCCCUUGAAGCUGUUGAUUGUCUUUUGAGCGAUAUAAUGCAAACAGAAGCACCUUUGGCGGCAAAGUGAUGGUUAUUGGGGGUGACUUUCAGCAGAUUUUGCCAGUUGUUGAACACGGCCAACGUAUAGAUAUUGCAGAAGCCUGCGUUUUGAAGUCUCCUCUUCGGCAAUUGUUCUCCAUUCAUCAACUCGAAAUAAAUAUGAGAGCUCGCACUGCUGGCAGCAAUUGGCAUGAUUAUCUUCUCAGAAUCGGUAGCGGGGAAUCGAACGACGAAGGAGGUCGCACCGCUAUUCCAGAUGAGAUGAUGUGUACGACGGAUAUAGUCACCGAAAUUUUCGGUGACGUGCUAGACCCGUCGACCAUCGCGAACCUCUGUGAAAGCGCGGUUUUGGCGCUGAAAAAUGUACAUGUGCAGCGCUUGAACCAGGAUGCUCUGCAACGUCUUAUCGUCGACCCAGCGCAUGAUGAACGCAUUUACAAAAGCGUCGACGAAGCCAUUUAUCCAGAAGGUCAGUCGAGACAGCAGUACCAGUUGGAGUACCUUAAUUCUCUCACACCCACGGGAAUGCCUCCACACGAACUGCACCUGGAAAAAGGCGCGAUAAUUAUGCUGCUCAGAAAUUUGGACGUUGCUAACGGAUUGUGCAGUGGAACGCGCCUGAAGGUUGAAACGUUUGGACAUUUUACAUUACGUUGCAGAUUUAAUUGUGGAGAAAGGAAUAACCAGCUGGCGAUAAUUCCAAGGAUAGACAACUGCUGGGGUCAGAGGAUUCCCUUAAGGCUUUGUCGUCACCAGUUCCCAAUGCGCAUAGCUUUUGCAAUGACGACCAAUAAACCUCAAGGACAAUCGUUCAACAAAGUGGGCGUGUUUCUUCCAGGAGACUUCUUUUCCCAUGGCCAACUCUACGUUGCGCUUUCCCGUGCGAGAAGGCCUGAUGGAAUCAAAGUGAAGGCCUGCUCGAAUAACUUAAAAAACAUAGUAUUCAGGGAAGUUUUGCAGUGA